Molecule: messenger RNA, 1002 nt
Organism: Knipowitschia caucasica
Lineage: Eukaryota; Metazoa; Chordata; Actinopteri; Gobiiformes; Gobiidae
Source: the annotation of a GenBank genome assembly
AUGCCAUCAGUGACCCCAUUAUCUUCACCUUUCCACAACCCCCCUGCCACCCCCUCCACACCGUCCCCCCGCACCCCACAGGUGCCCCCAACCCCUCCCCACCCCCGGAAAAUGAUCCACCACAACAAGUACUUUCGUUGUAAACCACUCACACCCGCACCUUCCCACACCCUCCUCCUACCCGAGGAAUACACAAGAGCCACCGAGCCCCCACCUCCCCCACCCCCACGCUCCCCACUCUGCCCCGGGCCUCGUGCCCAACCCCCCACCUUCCCCUCACAGAAUGAGCCAAACCCUCCUCCCCCACCACCCCCCUCCCCUCGACCACCCCCCGCCUUCCACCCCAACCACACCAUCACCCCCCCGCUCGCUCGCCACCCCCCCUACACCUCGUACCCACCCCUCCUCCCCACUCCCCUUCCGCACGCGCCGUAUCCCUCCCUCACUUCUCCCCCCCCCGACCCCGCCACCCCACCACCCCCGGUUACGCGAGCCCUGCCCCCCCCCCAGGAACAGCAUCAUCGUCAAGGACAACCAUCUCUCCUCCCCCCCCCCCCCUUCGCUUCACCACCCAACUACGUUUCUACGCCAACACUUCACACCCCCCCUCCAGACCGUCGGGCUCCCGCCCCUCCGCCACCGCCCAGGGGUAUUAGACAAAUACAGCCAAGAACGACGUUCAACAACAACACAACCACCAGUGCUCAAUCAAUUCCCGCCAGGGCAAACACUCCCCCUAUCCUCUCCCCCCCCCCCUCACACACCACCUCCCUCCCCUCAUCACGCCUGUCUACCUACACCCUCCUCCCCCUCCGCCGCGCUCUUAUCCUCCAAUCAUCCAAGAAGCUCUCGAAUCCGCCAUCCACAGCACAGAAACACCAACCCAAACCGAGCCCCCAGCUCACCCUCCCCACCCCCCACCGUCCCUACCGCCCAUCCACUCUGGCCCAUCCACCUGCACCCCCCCCCUCCAAACACGCCUCCCACUCCCUACGCAGCUAG